This is a messenger RNA of Macrosiphum euphorbiae (potato aphid), 414 nucleotides long. The record is from the annotation of a GenBank genome assembly. Lineage: Eukaryota; Metazoa; Arthropoda; Insecta; Hemiptera; Aphididae.
AUGUGGAUAUUUCUUCAGGAAUUAAGUGAAAAACAAAUUUUCAAAAGACUUGUUAUUCGGAAGUUACAUUUAGACUUUGAGAUAAGCGCUCAUGAAGCAUGUAGAGAGGUAUUCCCAAAUGUGGAAAUUCAAGCAUUUAAUUUAGGACAGUGUUGGUGGCGAAAAAUAAAUUCUGAGCAGCAACUCCGAACAUCAUAUACGAACGAGUUAAGGAAAUGGUUAAAACUAUUUUUCGGGUUGAAAUUCGUACCACCACAUGACAUCGAAAAUGCAUUCGUUGAACUUGUAUCUAUAUUUCCAAAUAUAGAUAUAGGAUGCUUAUUUUCUGAUUAUAUAUUGCAUACUUACGUAGAAAAUGAUUGUUUAUUUCCACCAGCAAUUUGGGCUCAAGAGCCGUUAGGAAAUCCUCGGUAA